Exaiptasia diaphana is the source of this 2151-nucleotide messenger RNA. RefSeq lists its product as uncharacterized. Bases 111 to 1127 code for a protein of 338 amino acids. The record is from RefSeq and is a predicted model, not a curated record. NCBI's taxonomy places the organism in Eukaryota, Metazoa, Cnidaria, Anthozoa, Actiniaria, Aiptasiidae. The transcript has 9 exons.
UAUGUAUCAUACACAGCUCUAGGAAAAUAAGAAAAAACGGCGACAAAUCUUCCACUUUGCCCAUGAAAAAGUCAAGAUUUCAGCCUUAAAAUACAGCUGAUCAUCUUAAAAUGAUUUUCAAUCAUUGUUUCACCUUUCUGUGCUGUUUGAUUGGAGUGUUAGUCAGCACAGAAGCUCAAUCACCAACAGAAAACCCAGAAUGCAAUGGCAUGAAUAAAGCAAAAACAAGACUAGAAAAGGGAAUUGGGAAAUUUACAGGAGAACCAAUUAAUUGCCUUGUGAACACAGCAUGUACUGGCCUAAGUUGYAAUGGAACUCAUAAAUCASAACCAUUUUACAUGAGUCUAAAACUCCAACACUGYAUGAAACCAGAUCCAGAGAUUCAUAUUGACCUGAUAUACCCAAAAAGAAAACUCAAUGUUCAUCRAGAACUUAAACAAGRCUCRACURUARACUUGUACAGCAYYARCAMUSYAGAGRUCAAAUUGAAAUUAAAUCUGAAAAGAAAACAAAACAGAAUUACUACAAGUAUUGAUCUAGAAGGCUGUACAAAAUUAAUGGGACGUUGUAAUAAAAUGCAAACUUUGCUGCCAACCACAACCUACUGUGUCAACAUGAACACAUGCCCAAAAGGCCAGUUCAACACCACUGGUUAUAUCCCUUGUCAAGUGCCAUCAACACCCACAUAUCAAAGUCCUAAGACUAGAUUACCUACUCCAACAGGACCUCCUAAAUCAUCUAACCCUUCAACAAUCAAUGGAGUGUCAACCACUAAAAAAUCAAUGYCAGACUUGCAUUCUACACCAUCAGAAUCUCCUAAGUCCACAAAUCCUUCAACAAUCCAUAAAGUGCCCACYACUAAAAAAUCAAUGYCAGACUUGCAUUCUACACCAUCAGAGCCUAUUGGAGCAAAGGGGCACAGCAAAAAAGGUGAUGGGCAUCAUCAUAUUUCUGUGGGAGAGGCUGUUGGGAUUGGAUUUGCAGUGCUUGCUGCCAUUCUUAUUGUUAUUGGUGUUGUUAUCUACUGGAAGAAGUUCCAUCAUCGCUCUCGUCUGCGUGCAGCUUACUACAAUGAYAUCUCAAUGAAUGAUCCUUUGUAUGAAGACUUUGGGCCAGAGGUUGCAUAAAGGGGAUAUUCUUUUGUACAGUGAAAACCUUUGUAAUCUUAGAAAGAGUAAGCUUGGUAUUAGACUGAUUCCAUAAGUCGUAGUUUUCGCUCCUUGGUUUUUCGGUUUGCCACAAAACUACAAAAACUCUGACAGAGCAAACUUUGACUGACUUAUGGAAUCAGUCUAGCUUAGUAUUUCCUUAAAUCCCCUUGAUAACAUUCUAAAUGGUGAAAAAGUAAUUUGAUAUACUGUUUGGGCGUGAACAACAUCAAUUUAUCAAAUUUGAUGUUUAUCCUCUGUUGGUGUAUUUGUGUCUUAUUUUUAUCAUAUUAUUAUUUUGAAGAGUGCUCAGUGUUUAAUGUUGACACCAUUAAUUUCAAUACCACAACUCUAUUUAACUGAUUGAACAGUCUUCAAUAAAAUGUGUUAUAAAUAAAGGGAUUCGCUGUACAGUAGAAGGGAAGGAACUUUUGACAACUUUCAUGUAAAUAAUCUUGCUAGAUAUUUUGGUUCUAAUUUUGAUAAUCUGCACAGACAUGGGAUGCAUUUAAAAUUCAGUAGGAAAUCACAAUUAGUUUAUAGUGUCAUAAAUUGUCUUGUUUUCUUGARAUAAUUGUGGAUUUGCUUUAUAAUGACUUAAAAGGUAAUGAAAAUUCAUUUAUAUCAUACAUCUGCAGACAUUCACAUGUUKACGUUUUAUGUUUCCAUGUUUUAUAAUUAAUAAAUUGCCAUCAGCAUUGCAAAUGCUUUAAUAUCUCUCUUCAUAGAGAAGCUAAGGAAGGAAGAAAGGAUAUUUCAACCUUUCUCCACUACCCAAGAUGACAGAGAGAGAUGUAGGGGGAAAGGUUARGGAGGGAAUAAAUAAAUUAUGAAACAGUAUUGCAAAAUAGCACAAAGCACAUUUAAAAUACCACGACCCCAGUUUACAUAGAUUUACCAUUGCCAGUGGCAAUAUAUAUGUCAUUUUGGUCAUACAAUCAGUGAUUAUGUUAAUUCAAUGUAAAUAGAACAAGGUGUACCUAAUAAAGAUUGUAAAACUUCA